This is a messenger RNA of Musa acuminata AAA Group (dessert banana), 5627 nucleotides long. RefSeq lists its product as uncharacterized. The transcript has 4 exons. The record is from RefSeq and is a predicted model, not a curated record. Lineage: Eukaryota; Viridiplantae; Streptophyta; Magnoliopsida; Zingiberales; Musaceae. Bases 4692 to 5474 code for a protein of 260 amino acids.
UGGCUAAUUCUGUGCACAUUGGGAUCGGAAUUGACAUCGAUAAGCUAAUUGGCUCAUUCUGAUGGGUCCGUACAGAGCUCGAGUCGAGUCAGAAUUGGGUAGAAUUUCUAUUUGGGCUUCGUUCGGGCUCUCCGAUCGAUCCAAAGCAAAAGGCCCGCCUUCGUUGCUAGGGCGGCGAUUCGCCCCCACGCGGAGCCCUCUCGAAGCCGGCGCCGCCUCCUCGCCGAGAUGGACGUCUCCUUUCUCGUCAAGUAAUACUCCUCCCUCUCCCUCCCCACCCUCUCUCUCUCUCCGCUGUCUCCAUCACCAGCGAUGCGGGAUUUUCCCCAGCCUUUCUCUCCUACAACUUCGCCCUCGACGCCAAUCGAAGAGUUGGUCGAUGAAUGGCUGGUUCCGGGAUUUCGUCCAGUGUCUACACAUCCAACAUACUUAUCAGAGAAUUAUACUCAUGGGUUGAAUUGGAUCGGGCGUCGGCUUUCCCAUCUGAGAUGACGCUCGCCGGUUGUUCGCCCAAAGUUGUCGUUCACAUACAACACUCUGACUGAUGGUCCCUGCAAGUCGGUCGCCUGCUGCUGAGGACGAUGACGGAUUCAAGAAAGUUUUCCGAUGAGAUGGUGGAAGUGUUGGCCCCUGAUGCCAUACUCGCACUACGCUCGUGAAUGGGUACUGCAGGGAUGGCCACGUGCAUCAAGAUCUAGUCUUGUAAGGGCGUGGAACCCUGUGUUGUUACAUAUACUUCGUUGGUCAAUGCAAUGUGUAAAGCAGGGAAGCUGAGGAGAGCAACUAAGAUUGUCAGCCGAACUAAGGAGGUCACUUUCACACGAGAUGGUUCUUGAAUGUUGCAUUCCUGAUCGUGAAGCAGACAAAGGAGAGUGGAAUUUGGCUUCCUUUUGCGAGCUACAAUCCUCUAAUUAAUGGGUAUUGUUUGCUGGGGAGGAUGGAUGUUCAUCGAGGAUUGUUCGAGACGAUGUGUUACGAACUAAAUGAAUGGCACGGUAGGAGUGGAGACAUUGAUCUGGCAUUCCAGUUGAAUCAGGAGAUGCUUGACAACUUAUUGAAAGUACUUGUGAUGUAAGAGACUGGACAGCACUUAUAAGCAUUCCCAGAAAAUGUUGAUUUUGAUCUACAUCUUGAUGAAUUUACAUACACCACACACACACUGAUUGAUGGCUAAUGGAAUGUGGGGAAUGAAGAAGGCUUUCAUAGAGUGAGUCAGACAAAGGAAGUAAAACGAUUCCUGUUAGGAUGUUCUAUGAUGAGUUUUUUCCAGAUAGUAUGGCAUAUGGCAUACUGAGGGAUUGAUGUGGCAAAGCGGAGUUCAAAAGUGUGUUCAUUCUUUAAAAGGAUUGAUAAAUGAAGCUUAUAAGGCAUUUGAUUCAACAGCGAAGAGGAGGUGGAUGCCUGAUGCUACUGCAUAUAAUGUUAUCAUCCAUGGACACUGUAGGGCAGGAAACUUGUGUGCAUAGAUGGUACAAGAUGGCUUUCUCCUCAGUGCAAUUAUUAAGGGUAUCUCUCAAUUUGAUAAGGAUGAGGAACUGAAUUAAGUGAACCACAAAAACGUAGAUGUUGUAUUGAAUGUUCUGACUAACAUGGCAAAGGAUGGACGUCUGCCUAGUGACAGUGAACUAAAAGAAUGUACUCAUUAGACUGGUUUUCUGGAAAUUCACCUUGCAAUGCUAAAAAAAAUCAUUUGUAUCAGCAAAGAUUGAUGACCAUGCUAUUCAUUUGGCACAAGAAAAUGAUUUCAGUUGAGCUAGAUUAUUCAACAGCAAUGUUCGGAGUCUGCUGCAUGGUUCAUUUUUUGUGGCAUCGAGCUACAAUACAAAUUCUAGAUCCAUGUCUAUCUGGUAUGGCUAAAGCCAAAAGUUAGGUGUGCUAUUUAACUUCUAGAUAUUUGAGAAUGUUGGUGAGAUAGAUGAUAGUUGGAUGAUGUAUUAUCAUGUAUAUAUUCAUCAACUCAUUUAAAUUAUGUUUAAAUCCACGAGUUUGCUACCAUGACGAAACUUGACAUAUGCAAUUAGUUUAUGACCUUAGGUUGCUGCAGAUUUGAUGAGCAUCAAUGUUAUCUCGUUGCAUCCAUGAAGAAUAUCCUCGGUGUAUACGUACCAAUUUUGGCGUAGGCUCUGCUUAACCUACAUGUGGGAGUAUCCUUGGCAUAUCAUCAUUCUCCCAUUUUGGCACCCUUCAUCUGUUGGUUGUCUGAUUGGCAAAUGGCAGUACAUGGCCAAUGCCACUUAAUUCUUUCUGAAAGAAAGAGUGUGACAAAUUUGACUUUGCAAGAGUUAGUAUUUAUUUAACUUCUACAGCAAUACUACAGGCUGAGAUGUGCCAAUCAUCAUGUUCUUUUACGUUCUUAGUAUCGUAUUUAUCACCUUUUAUCUGAUCCUGGUUAUCUAGUAUCCUUGACUUCAUGCACUUCCAUAGAGAAGGAUCCAAAUGAGUGCCACUUUAAUAUAAUGUUAACACUGUACGAACACGAGUUAAAUUAUGGUGAGCUUCUAUGUACCUGCAGCAACUGGCUAAGUGUAAGGCUCAUCUCUGCUACAAUUUGAUAUCCCAUGUACUUGGUGCCGAUUCUCGUCACCAGAUAGUUCUGAUUUAGUUGAUAGAUUCUGUGCUGUUAAACAUAAAUAAAUGUUCAUGUUUUGUCACAAUCUUGACAGCUCUAUGAAGUGUUUGUUGCAAUGGUUCUGAGGAUGUAGAUUUGGGACCUGCCUCAUAACCUUCAAAUGCAUAAGUUCUACAGAAAGCACCCUCCCAGGAAGCAGCACGACUUGAGAUGCAUCAUUGGCAACGACUCCCACCAACUAACAUCAUGCGCAAGAGCAUCUCUAUCAGCUAAAGUUAAAGAGUUGGGCCUCCCACUCAUGAUGCUAUCAGGAUCUACACCAAGUAGGUAUGGCUUAUUCUAUUCUGUCACUCUCUUCAUUAAUUCCUAACUGCUCCUUGACCUUCCCCACCAACACAAGUAGAUGCUUAACCAUACUAUUUAUGAGAGUACUAGUGUUCCUCUAAGCUUUAACUACUACUAGUCUUUGGGAGGAGGAUUCUCCCUAUUCUUCCUUGGAUAUAUUGUGUAUUAACCUUAAUAAUUGGUAGAUAAAGAUUUAUUCGCUUGAUAUAAUUAUUAUUGAUAAUUUUAGUUUAAAUGUUUUAGGAUCCUUGUUCGGGCUCAAUAAAUUAAUCGGUUAAUUAUGGUGUACAUAUGAUUAGAUAAUGUGAGGAACUCAAAUAGAAAACGGAGAAAUCAUUGCUAGAUAGGACGAUCAUAUGUGCACAAUGUUGGAGGUUGGUUUUGAGUUAUAUUAUAUUUGAUGAAAUUAGUAGCUUCAAUUUGGAUCUAAGCAAUUUGGGAUAAUGAUUUAGGUUCAAUAAAUUAAUGGAUUAAUUGCUUCAUCAGAUCGGGUGGUAACGCACUGAACCCAAUGAGAUGAACUACUUGCUACUCAAUAGGAGAAUGAUGGUGACCUCUUUUGAGUUACUUCCUUUCUUAAACUAUGAUAACAAAAGAGCUAAAGUGUGGUGUUUGGCUGAAUCAAUUUGCAAGGAAUCUGCAUUCGUUCUGGUUUGGUUUGUCAUUCGACGAGAGUUGAGCUCCUUAACCACUAUAUUAUUCUAAGAAAAAGUACUAUUUUUUAUUUUCUAGAAUGUCAAUUAUGUUCAUAAAAUGUUCCUAAUGGGAUGAUGAUAGAAAAAAAAUAAAUGGAGAUGAAAGGUAUUUUAUAUUAGCGUACAAAUGUGGGGUGAGGAUAGGUAGAGCACUCUCUAGUCCGUAGUUAUUCUUAUACCCGAUCUAUUAAUACGUGAGUUGAGAUGUUAGGCCCAGACACUAAGUAGAUCAUGCUUACGUUAUUCAAAUUAGAUUGGAUCAACCUCGAUCGAAUCGAUCAUGAUUUAAUUAGAAAUUAUUUGAUUCAAUUGAAUCAAAUGAAAUAUCUCUCAACAGUAACAUGUUGCAGACACCUAAUCUCCAAUCGUAGGUGAUAUUAGGAUGGUUUUUUUUUAAAUUGAAUGAAUUAAUUAAAAUGAUAUGGUCUUCGUCGCCGAUGGGGAUUUUCUAUCUUCGUCCCUGUCUUAUCAAAAUACAGAAUGAGACGAGGAUAGGAGAUGGAAGGAUAAGACCAUAACGAAGACGACGAGGAAGCAUUUCUCGCUCCCCAUCCCGCCUGAUUGACAUCGCUGUUUGGAACAUGGAAUGAUGGGAGGGUGAAGAACCUUACAAAUAAAUGAUUGCUGCAGUUAGAUAUGGAUUUGAUAUAUUGUUUCCCUUAAUCAUUACACCAUGAGAAGAGUGUAUUGCUUGAAGCAUAAGAUUGCAUUUAACUAAUGGCUUAAAUCAGUGCACUAAGAUCACUUCUCCAAAUAGUUAGAUUUUUAUAGUAAUCUCAAGUCUCCAUCUCAAUUCUUAACUAUAAAGUUAGUUCUUUUGAUUGAAUGAUGCAAUGUACCUACUUAUUAUUAUCUAACAUCCAAAUGGCGAGUUCCGGAACAGUAACCCUCUCGAUGAUCACCACCCAAAAGCUGAAGGAAAUAAAGAAAGAAAACAUGAAGAUAGACGACAAUACUGGCGGCCAAAGCAAGAAAGUAAAGCUGGUUUAGCCCUCCCUUUUAAUCCACACUUUGCCUUCCUCAGAAACAGAGCAGCAAAUCAAAGGGCAUAAACGCGAGAGAGAGAGAGAGAGAGAGAGGCCAUGAAAGGAAGCCUGGGAGGAGGAAGAGGAGUCUCAACAGACCUUUUGGUCUGCUUUCCAUCAAGAGCUCAUCUGCCGCUGAUGCCAAAGACUAUAAGUGGUCCAUCCCGGCACACGGAAUCCGGCAGGCGCCCUCCGACGAGGCACACCGGCCGUGGCCGGGCGAGCCCCCUCUUUAAGGCCAAGGCCAAGCAUUUGAACUCGGCGGAGCUCGACGAGCCGGCCUCGCCCAAGGUCACCUGCGCCGGCCAGAUCAAGGUAAGGGCCAAGGCGAGACCAACGCCCAGACGCAGCGGCGGCGGCGGCUGCGACAGGAACUGGCUCGAAAUGUUCGGUCUCAAGAAGGACGCCAUGCACUUCCUUGGCGCCCUCCGAGGCCUCCGCUUUGGCGCCAGGUGCUUCGGUUCGUUCCGUGCCCCAGCGGACUGCACCAGCGAAGAGGAAGACGAAGAUGAAGAGGAGAGGGAAGACAAUCGCCAACUACAGGAGGCCGUAGAAGAGGAGAGCAACGGACGUUGCGAAGUGGAAUCGAUGGCGCCACCUCCAAAUGCUCUUCUGCUCACGAGGUGUAGGUCAGCACCUGCAACGAGGUGGUCACCGAGAGGAGGCGGCGGUGGUGAUGGAGAAGAGUCGUCGGCGAAGAUGAUUAGGGCGGAAGAGGAGGGGGUGGUUCUGCCGAACUAUGCUCAUGGUUUCCCUAAGGUGUCGUCGGAGAUUGCAAAGGAGAGUUGGGUCGAGGUAAGGAUGAAUCUGCCGGUGAGGAGUCGAAGCUGGAAGAGAUGAUGGAUGUCGACGGUGGUGGCGUUCAACCGCUUUACCGGUGCUUCAUGGUGUUCAUGAGACUUGAGCUCUCCUCCUCUCCCUUGUUCGUGUGCUCUACAAAUCUAUCCUCCAGAGUAUGAAAAUAAAGUAUUUACCUAAUAACGUUUAAUAGCA